Prunus armeniaca (apricot) is the source of this 270-nucleotide messenger RNA. Lineage: Eukaryota; Viridiplantae; Streptophyta; Magnoliopsida; Rosales; Rosaceae. The record is from the annotation of a GenBank genome assembly.
AUGCAGCUGCACCUCCCAUCACCGGCCCUCCGCAGCUCCGUUGGUGCGCCCACCAUGUGCUUAAUUCUCGGCAUUGGCCAUCGCGCCCACAAAGAUUGUGCCAUCCUCCGCUUAUUCAAUUGCAUUGAUAGCUCUGUUGUUGAUCACGGCCAAAACACUUUCUUCCAUAAUGCCCUUAAUAAUUACUUCCUUGGCAACUCAAACCUCGUUGAGCAUGACGUGGCCAAGCAAACGCCAGCUAACGAACAACAAGAAACCAAGGCGACGUAG